AUGGAGCAGCGUCAUCCUCCCAUUGAUUUUACGCAGUUGCCAGGGCCCUAUGAGGCAUGGAAGCUGGGGGUAAUUUGCGGGGACACAGGGUCUGGAAAGACUUCGGCGCUCCACACGGUCUCCACCUUCUAUGAGUUGCAUGGCCUCCCUUGGCAAACUGAGCCUCCCAUUGCCGCGGGUAACACGGCCAUAUGCAGCUAUCCAGAGCUGCACGGUGGAGACGUGAAGUCGAUUUCUCUGAAAUUCCAGGCAGUCGCAAUGCACUCUUUGCCCACUCGGGUGAAGCCUUUCCACGUGCUCUCACAAGGGGAGCGAGAGCGCUUCCUGCUGGCGACCUCAUUGAAGGAAGGACAACUGGGGCCCUGGGAUGAAUUCAAUCGCGUUGCCAGUGGGAACCCUGUUAAUGGUGCAGAUGUGCACGGUGCACCCCCUAAAGAUGAUAUUCUUCUGAAAGCGCGGCAAUUUUGUCGGGAGGGUCAGUCGCCACCCAGAAUUCACGCAUAUUUGCAACCAAGUUUUUCGAACACACGUUGCGUUGGCAUUUUUGUCAGCAGGGAAUGGGAGUGGCGAUCGGUUCGAUGGGGAAAUAAUUCCAUAAUAGAUUCUCUGGACACCAUCAUUUUUGAGCCUAUAGGCCAGUACCUAAAUGAUGCUUUGACCGGCUGGGUUUCAAGAUAG
This is a messenger RNA of Durusdinium trenchii, 678 nucleotides long. The record is from the annotation of a GenBank genome assembly. NCBI's taxonomy places the organism in Eukaryota, Dinophyceae, Suessiales, Symbiodiniaceae.